Mesocestoides corti is the source of this 146-nucleotide messenger RNA. Lineage: Eukaryota; Metazoa; Platyhelminthes; Cestoda; Cyclophyllidea; Mesocestoididae. The record is from the annotation of a GenBank genome assembly.
GGACAUGGAAUCAGCUGUUGGUGUGGAGGAAAGGGGAAGGCAGUAAAUGCAGAGGAGAAUGUGGAGGACGUGGAGGAGGAGGAGGAGAAGGAGGAGGAGGAGGACAGGAGAUUCUCGCGUCAGCGGUGUUUAGUUUGACAAUGUGA